AUGGAGAAUCCAUUCCAAGAUCUGCGCGUUAUAGAAUGGGUUGGAGACGGAGAACGUAGAGGCACACGUGGAAGCUUUUGUCAAUCACAAAGCGCGGCAAGAUUGAAGGCAAGAUGCAUCGAAUGUCAGAACGUGAAUUGCCAAUGGGACAAAACCUCGAUCGUCCCGGAGCUCAAAAUCCCAACCUCGGGCUCGGCGGAUAUCAUUACCUACACAUGGAAAGGCAUUGUGCAAGAGAAUUUGAUGCCAUCGCGGAAUCUCGAUAAAGUGGUAGCACCAGUCAAUCCUGACCACCAAGCGGACCCCCAAGUUUCCACGGAGAGUUUUCUCAACGGCAUCUGGGAGCACAGUUCAACCUAUGCAAGAGAUUUCCUGCUUGAGGAUUCGACCGCGACGAAGGACGCUUUUGACUACGACUACACCCGGCGCUUUACCAUGCCAAUCUGGAACACCGGCCUUUGCUGA
Talaromyces atroroseus is the source of this 465-nucleotide messenger RNA. RefSeq lists its product as hypothetical. The transcript is spliced from 3 exons. Lineage: Eukaryota; Fungi; Ascomycota; Eurotiomycetes; Eurotiales; Trichocomaceae. The coding region runs from base 1 to 465 and encodes 154 amino acids. The record is from RefSeq and is a predicted model, not a curated record.